This is a messenger RNA of Diutina rugosa, 2970 nucleotides long. RefSeq lists its product as uncharacterized. The record is from RefSeq and is a predicted model, not a curated record. Gene Ontology annotation, molecular function: RNA binding; protein binding. NCBI's taxonomy places the organism in Eukaryota, Fungi, Ascomycota, Pichiomycetes, Serinales, Debaryomycetaceae. Gene Ontology annotation, cellular component: nucleolus. The transcript has a single exon. The coding region runs from base 1 to 2970 and encodes 989 amino acids. Gene Ontology annotation, biological process: ribosomal small subunit biogenesis.
AUGAGCGAGCAGCACGGGAUUCGUCUUCCCGGGGUCAUUCUUGAUCAACUCAAGAAGAAGGAUCAUUCCAAUGACGAGCGGUUCCAGCAACCGAAGCGGGGUAAGAAGCGCCAGGCUCCCAAGAUGACGAGAAAGGAUAGACGGAAGCAGGAGCGCCAGGCAAAGAAACAGAAGAAAAACAAGGGUAAAGUGCCUGAACCUAAACCUCAAGCCCCCAUCAGACGCUGGGAACCUAAGAAAUCAACUGAUACCAAGGCCAAACCGGCUACAAAACCCGCGGCGCCUGAAUAUGAUUCCGACGAAUUUGACGAGGAAGAAUUGGCUGAACUCCGAGCUAUGGAAGCCUUGGAGAGUGAAGAAGAACCUCUGGAACCUCUGGAGUCUCUGGAACUGGAAAGUGAAGAGGAUGAAGAGGACGAAGAGGCUAAAGCGAUGGCUCAGCUUAAAGCGCUUAAAGCAAAGAAACCAGCUAAGUCGAACAAGCAGGAGAUUCGAAUGGUUAAGGAGGACGAUUUGGGAGCCGACGAUGACUCCUUAUCGGAAGACUUCGAUGGUUUUGACGAAGAUAUUGAUGACGCUGAAUAUGGUAACGAUGAUGAUGAAGAGGAUGCUAUGGCCAAGUUGAAGGCUCUUAAAUCAGGUAAAAAGGCUAAGGAAACUCUAAGGGUGGUCAAAGAAGAUGAACUCCCCGAAGAUGACGAGCUUAGCGAUGAUUUUGGCUUCAAUGACGAGGACGAAGAAGCUGAAGACGAUGAAGAAGAGGAGGAGGAUGCCAUGGCGGCGUUGGCGGCUUUGAAGAAGAAUAAGAAGACGAAGCUGAAUGGCGAUGUACGUGUCGUCAAAGAGGAUGAAUUACCCGAAGACGAUCUGCUUAGUGACGAUGACCUUUUAGAUGAUGGCGACAGUGAGGAGGAGUUUGGCAAUGAAGAUGACAACGAACAGCUGAUGGAAGAGGAAGAAGAGAUUGAGAAACAGCAAACCAAAGAGCAGAUGAAGUCAUCGAAGCUGAAAAAGUCGAAAAAGGACAAGGAAGAGGACGAUGUCAAGUACGCUAAGCGUCCUCUCACCAUCAGAGAACAAGAACUUAUGAAGCGAGAUGAGGACGAUAUUGCCUACUAUGCGAAGAAGCUUGGUCUCAAAGAUAAGAAGAAACUGCUUAGUGGUGAAGACGACGGCUUGGGCGACUUGCUUGACGGGUUAGACCUUGAUUUCGGUGAUGGCCUCGGAGAACCCGGCUCUGAAGAUCUCGACGAAGAGGACGAUACCGACGUCGAACAAGGUCUGGAAGAAGACGGCGAUCUGGAUAAUAGUGAUGAUAGUGAUGACGACGACAAUGACGACGAAAACCCGUACGUGGCUGCCACCACCAAAUACGUGCCUCCUGCUCUCAGACGGAAAAUGGAGCUGGCUGAAGGGGUAUCGGAAGACGUGCUUGCCCUCCGCAAAGAGCUUAAGGGUCCGCUUAAUAAGCUUUCGGAGGCUAACGUCACCCAGAUUAUCGACCAGCUUAACCAGCUUUAUUUGAACCACCCGAGAAACGUGGUGCUGGAAGAACUUACCCGACAAAUCCUUAAUUCGGUGGUUAACCAGGGUCGCUUACUCGAUACGUUUGUCUACCUCCAUGCUAUUGUCGUCGUGGCCAUCCACAGACUCCAGGGUGUAGAGUUUGGUGCCUAUUUCAUCCAGACGCUCGUGGAGAAGCUCGACGCCGCUCGUGCUCAAGGUGACGAUAAAGACGCCCAGAAUCUCGUGGUGUUGUUGCUGUCGGUGUACAUGUUCCAGCUUAUUGGGUCGAGACUUGUCUACGACGUUAUCCGCGACCUUCUUGCUCUGUUUGACGAGACUACGGUGGAGCUCUUGCUUAAAUUUAUCCGCAAUCUGGGUAACCAGAUGCGCUCCGACGACCCGCUGGCACUUAAAGAGAUUGUCCUCGCCACCAAUGAGCAAUACGCUAAGCUUCCUCAAGAGAAAGUGACGCCAAGAAUCCAGUUCUUGGUGGAAACGAUUGCCUCGUUAAAGAACAAUAAGCUUAAACCGGCUUCCGACGAAAGCUUCAAGCUUGCCCUGCGUCUUCGUAAAAUGCUUGCCCAGCUGAUUACACUGUCAGCAGCGCUGGAGCCGAUCCAGGUGCUGUUGGACGAUAUCCGCCACGCCGAUGAAAGAGGUAAAUGGUGGCUUGUGGGUGCGGCGUGGAAGGGCGAUGGCUCCACUGUCAACCGUGCCCAGGUGGCACGGACGUUGGCAGACGCUAAGCAGCUGUGGACGCAAUUAGCAGGGGCCCACCUCAUGAAUUCCGACGUCCGUAAAGCGGUGUUUAUCUCGAUCAAACAAGCUGAAGACUAUAUUGACGCUUUGACCAAGAUCGAUAAGUUAGGGCUCAAAAAGACCCAGGAGCGCGAAGUGCCGCUUGUGCUUAUGCUCUGUAUGGAAGCGGAGCCGGUGUGGAACCCGUACUACGGUGUAUUGGCAAAGAAGUUGUGUCAGCAACACUCGUACCGUAAGACGUUCCAGUUCAUGUUCUGGGACUAUUUGCGUGAGGUCGAUAGUGGGGACGACGAAUUGGAUAAAGUGAUGAAGAUGGGCCGCUUCUAUGGCCAUUUACUCGGUGAUGGUCUCCCCUGGCACGCGCUCCGUAAUACCAAUUUUGUCACUGGGUCGCUGGAUCUCAUGGUGUUUUUAGAAGUGAUGUUCGUCACUUAUUUCGACAAGAUGGGCAAGCAGUGUCAGGUGAAGCAUGUCGGUGUCAGUCUGAGCUCUAAGGAUAUGGUGUUUGACAGCCAGGUGAUGAGCGAAGCCAUUGCCAAGGCUAACGAACAGCCGACGAUGCUCAAGGGUUUACUCAGAUUCCUCCCCCGCGUGGCUCGCAGUCAGUUGGUCCACGACUCUAAGCGUACCAAGAAGCGAGUGGAGUGGGGGGUAUCCACGGCCAUCCUGGAGAUCGAGGAACUCCUCCGUCGUAGCGAAGAGUAA